CCCACCUUUGCCUCUGUCUCGUUUCGGAGUCAGAGGAGUGUCGUUGCCAAGGCAAGGAGAGCUCUCCACCCACGGAACGAAAACCGGAUGUUUGUGACUUGUGAAGCAAGCAGCUGUCACUGACAUAGCUAACGUUAGUAGCCUAGCGAGAUAACUUAGCAAGCAUUUCAGCGGGGAUCAAUUUCACAGAUUUUACGGAGGCUGGCUGAGCACCUGACCAGAUUUUGAUCCGUGUGGAGUCUCAUAGUUCACCACCAUGUCUUCAGACCUUCUGGUUGACCUCAAUGAUGACCUUGGAGUAGAUGAUCCUCCCAGCAAUGCCCUGGACCAGCUCAAACUGUCUCCAAUGGGGGACAAGCUGUGGCCCCCAGAUGACUCCAGUAUGAGCAAGUCUGAGACGGACAUAUCCAAGCGGUUGGGGGAGGGGUCACACCUAUCCUGGGACCACCCAUACUAUGAUAUUGCCAGGCAUCAGAUUGUCGAAGUAGCAGGUGAUGAUAACUUUGGCAGGAAGGUGAUUGUCUUCAACGCCUGUCGGAUGCCCCCCCACCACGAACUGGACCACCACAAGCUACUGAUGUAUCUGAAAGCCACCCUAGACCAGUAUGUUGAGAGCGACUACACCCUCAUCUACUUCCAUAAUGGCCUCACCAGUGAGAACAAGCCAUCUCUCAGCUGGCUGAGAGACGCCUACAGAGAAUUUGACCGGAAGUACAAGAAGAACAUCAAGGCACUGUACAUUGUCCACCCCACCAUGUUCAUCAAGACUCUUCUCAUCCUCUUCAAGCCUCUCAUCAGCUUCAAAUUUGGACAAAAGAUCAACUACAUCAACUACCUGAGUGAACUGGAGGACGUUGUUAAGUGUGAGCAGCUAGUGAUACCCACCCGGGUGCGAGUGUAUGAUGAAAAAAUCAGAGCCUCACUAAAACCAUCAGUUCAGGCCCAGAUGUCCCCCCCCCGCAGUCCACCACUACCCAAUCAACAGUUUGGAGUCUCCUUGCCAAUGCUAAGAGCGAGAAGUUCAGACAACGAAGCAGUUCCAUUGGUGAUGCGAGACACCGUGGCCUUCUUAAUGGAACAAGGUCUUGAAAUUGAGGGGAUAUUCCGGCGGUCAGCCAACGUGACGCUCGUCAAGGAUGUUCAGCACAGAUAUAACUCGGGUGAGGAGUUGAGUUUUUCCCAGAUGGAGGACGUUCACCUGGCAGCUGUCAUCCUCAAGACAUUCCUCAGAGAACUACCAGAGCCCCUCCUCACAUACCAGCUCUACAAUGACAUUGUCAACUUUCACAAUGUUGACAGCAGUGCCAAAGUGACUGCGAUCCGGAACAUGCUGGCAAUGCUCCCUGAGGAGAACUAUGCCUCCCUGAAGUUCCUCAUUGAGUUCCUGGUGCAGGUGUCCGCACAGAGUGAGAUCAACAAGAUGAACAACACCAACCUGGCAGUGGUGUUUGGACCCAACYUGCUAUGGGGACAAGACGCUGCCAUGACACUCAGUGCCAUCGGCCCCAUCAAUAACUUCACCAGAACUCUGUUGGACCAACACGACAAGGUCUUUUCCCCCUAAGACGUCUCCUGACAGCUAUCUCUAACCACGCCCCAUUCGUUCGGUGUAUAAAUCCCCGUCUCUGACCAUGUCUCUGUAUUGGUCUAGUACAGUGUAACUGUCUCUCCCAGUGCCCCUAGUAGUGUUGCCAUAUGCAUGAGUGUAUUGUGACUGUGACUGAGGACACAGAGAGAGAAAAAGACAGGGGAGACGAACCAUU
Salvelinus sp. IW2-2015 is the source of this 1763-nucleotide messenger RNA. RefSeq names its product rho GTPase-activating protein 1. Gene Ontology annotation, biological process: negative regulation of endocytic recycling; small GTPase-mediated signal transduction. Gene Ontology annotation, molecular function: GTPase activator activity. NCBI's taxonomy places the organism in Eukaryota, Metazoa, Chordata, Actinopteri, Salmoniformes, Salmonidae. The record is from RefSeq and is a predicted model, not a curated record. Gene Ontology annotation, cellular component: cytoplasm.